Messenger RNA from Lemur catta (Ring-tailed lemur), 5464 nucleotides. RefSeq names its product chromosome 1 C19orf71 homolog (gene TEKTIP1). Bases 16 to 1230 code for a protein of 404 amino acids. NCBI's taxonomy places the organism in Eukaryota, Metazoa, Chordata, Mammalia, Primates, Lemuridae. The transcript is spliced from 3 exons. The record is from RefSeq and is a predicted model, not a curated record.
UUGUCGCUGUCAACAAUGGCCCCAGAGGCCUUCCUGGCAGGAGCCCGCAAGGACACAGAGGCAGACAUGCAGACCCUGAGGCGGCAGGCUGCCCGGCCCUACAUCCCCUCAGGGACCUACGUCCCCUCUGGGACCCUCGAAGUGGACUUCCCGGCCCCUCUGUACAGCGAUGACUACCUGUCCCAGGAGGGGCCCCGCUGGGCUCCAGCCAUCAAGCAGGCGACACGCUGGAAGUACACGCCCAUGGGACGCGACGCAGCCGGCCAGCUGUGGUACACAGGCCUGACCAACUCGGCCCCCCGAGAGGCCUGGUACAACCUGCCCCGGGCCCUGGACAGCCCGUGCCGUGAGGCCCACGGCCGCUGGCACGGGUGCUGCCAGCACCAGGAGCGGAGCAUGCCCUCGGCCUACACGCAGCACCUGCGGGACAUGGCCUGCUAUGACCCCGUCGUCCCCGCCCAGUACACGACGCUGGGCACCCGGUGGGGCAGCGUGCUGUGGAAGGACAGGCCCACCCGCGGGAAGGAGUUAGGUGAGGCCAGGCACGGGGUGGGAUCGUGUCCCCCAAGGCCCGGUGGCAGGGAGGCCGGUGUGGGGGGAGGCCUGGUGGCCCUUGUGGCUGGGAGCUGGCGGGGUGACCCACCUCCCGGCCCACAGUGCUCAACAGGAACAGGUACCAGGCGGAGCCGCUCUGGCGGGCGUCCGACUACGUGCCCUACCUGUCGGCGCCCCAGCGCCCGCGCUACACCACCCAGAACUACCGCCAGUGGGGCCUGGAACCCUACUGUCCCUCCACACGCCAGCGGCCCCCACCCGUCUACACGCCCACCCUCUGAUAAAGGUCACGCUGCCCCUCCCCCGUGUGGCUGCCUGAGUCUGGGGACGGGUGGGCACUGGGUGGCCGGGCACCCGGAUAGACGGGUCACCGACCACGCCCAGGUGAGCGAAGGCCAGCGUGGGGACAGGCAGGAGCCAGGCCAAGUCCUAUCUUUCUUUAUUCACUGCCACAGAGCCCGCCCGUCCGGCAGCCCAGGUCUCCUGGCAGGCUCGGGUCACAGCACCGUCCCAAGGGGCCCCUGGCAGUGUCCAGAGACCCCCAGGCUGGAAGUGGGGGGCAAACUGGGGCUAAGCUCAGGGCAGCCCCUGGGCCCCACUGGGACCCUCACACCUCCGGCCCCCCUGCUCUACAGAGGGGCACCCCAAGUCCUCCAGGGGGCUGGGAAUGGAUGAGUUGGGGUACCCCCAAACCUGGGGGACCCACGGCCCCUGUAAGUCCAAGGAUCAGUCGCUAGGUCCCCCCAACAGUUCUUGGCCUGCACCCCAGGGCCAGACAAGAAUCCAGAAGUUGGGGGGGUUCUCCCAGAGGCCUCGAGCUGGAUGUCGCUGUGCAGAAAUGUGGGUCACUUGUGCAGAUGCAGGAUUCCGUGGGGCUGUCAGGGUUGGGCACCAGGGUCCCCUACAAUGGGGGGCGUGAGGACAGUGUCAGGGAGGGCGGGGCUGGCCCGGCCCUACCCACCACGGCUUGGCUGGUUUUGGGGGGCAGGGCGGGGCCCAUGACUCACAGCUGCGCAGGCGGAUGGGCCAGAUGAGGAGGCUGCAGAGACAGAGGGUCGCGGCCACGCCCACGCCGCCGGUCACGGCCACCAUCACCCAGUGGUAGAAGCCCACGCAGGCCCCGCAGCAGAGCUCCGAGCUGGGGGCAGGAGGGACAGCUGAGUGGACGUCCGUGGGGACCCUCCCCUCCCACCCAGGGUGGCUCCGGCCUGUCCUUCAGGCCAGAGAGGUUGGGGCCCCCUGACUCCCUCCCACACCCCACACCCCGCCCGUCCUGGCUCUGCCUCCAGUCUGCCCCCAAUCCACCCGCUCUUGCCCCUCCCCUGCCCCCAACUGGACCAGCCCAGUCCCCUCCGCCCUGUGCCCCUGCUCCUGCCCUCAGCCCCCAGUCUCCUCCCCACAUCGGCCACCAGAGGGCGCCUGUGAGCACCUGAGUCGGGGCCUGUCCCUCCUCUGCCCACAGCACUCCAUGGCUCCCACCUCCCUCUGGGUCAAAGCCCAAGUCCUCCCUGGGGCUCACUAGGCCCUGCACGGCCUGCCCUGUCCCUUCCCUGCCCUCCCUCUCCUCCUUCUCUUCCCCUCACUGCUUCAGCCACAUGGGCCUCCUUGUUGUGCCUCUAACACGCCAGGCACGGUCCUGACCCAGGGCUUUUGCACAGCUGUCCCUCCCCACAGGCUUACAACUCCUAACAUCCUUGAGGCCUUGGGUCCAAUGUCACCUCCUCAGGGAAGCCCUCCCCGGCUUCCUGCUCUGACCAGCCAGGCCUCUCCAAGUGGUCACCUCAACACCUCUCACCACUGGUCUCGAUUACACAUUUUUGCCUGCGAUUAUUAACGUGGCUUUGCCCCCAGCUCCAUGAGGACAGGAGACCAGGCCAGCUUUGGUUCCCAGGUCCUGGGCCUCUACAGGCUCGAACUCAGUGGUCUAGAACCAUCCAUGUCCGGACCCCAAUGCUCUACAGGUCUGCGUAUCAUGGACUCUGGGCUCCCUCCAGCCGGACCCACUUGUGUUUCCCCAGUACACAUGCCUGCUGUGUCCUCAGAUGCAGAGUUUGUUGAAUGAAUAAACGAAGUGCCCAAAGUAAGAAAUGAGAGGUUUCUCUGGCCUGUGAGUCCCACCAGGGCAGGUGUCUUAUGUCCGGGACCCGGAGCACUGCCUGGCACUCAGCAGGUGCUCACUGAAGGAACGAACGAAUGAGUGAGUGGCACUCACGGGCAGGGGUGCAGGCUCUGCACGGCCAUGACUGCCAGCCCGUUGGCCACCUUAUCCGAGAAGCUCAUGGCGCCAUACACGAAGGCUCCGCUGUGCUGGGGGUGACAGGCAGGUGGUGAGUACUGCGGCCCCUGAGGUCCCUAGCCUCCGCCACCCCAGCCCUGCCCUCCGGCCCUACCGUGUGGGGGCCGAUGAGGUCGGCCGUCAUGGCCAGCGAGGUGACGAGGAUGGUGGCACAGCCAGCGCCCAGCAGCACAGCCGCCGCAUACACAGCCACGCCCAGUGCAUCUGCCAGCGCCACCCAGGCCGCGAAGGCCAGGAUCACCAGGAGACCCGUGAAGUAGGUCAGCUAGGGGAGGUGGAAGCCCGGCUGGGCAUCAGACCCAUGCUGCUGGGCACCCCCGAGCCUGGCACUUGCCCUCUCUGGUCUUCAAUCCACCACCCCUACCCCCAACCCCAGCAAAUGAGGUGCCCGAGCCGGACGGUUCCUCAGGAGCCCCCAGCUCGGACCUUGGCCAAGUGGGAGACUCCGAGACGCAGAGGUGCUCAGAGCUCUGCGGGGCUGACACCCUAGGGCUGUGCUUUCUGUGCAGUGCAGCCAUGAGAGAGGGGGCCAUUUAUGUCUAAGUGCAAGUUGGUUACAGCGAAGACAAUCGCAGCCACACGGGGUGGACAGAAAGUCCCAGAGCUCUGCAGCCCCGAGAGUCUGAGAACCCAAGAUACUCGGAAGCCAGGAUUCUGGAAUUGUUGGUUCUCAGACCCGGGGCUGCUACGAGGCGAGAACGCCCAGGCCUGGAACCACCCGGGCUGGAACCAGAGUUGCCGGGUCUGCUGUGUCUGGUGGGUUCUCAGCUGCAAGGUGCCCCCAGCCCCCACCGCCCCGCCCUCUGCCCGCUGUCCCCACACUCACAUUCCUCCCGAUACGCUUGUUGACUGGCUUCAUGAGGAAGGACGAGAAGAAGCCGCUGAGGUACAUCACCAGGGGGAUGGUCGCGAUGAACCUCUGUCGGGGCAGAGGUGGCACUGGCGUUUCAGGCGCAGCUCAUGGGGCUACGGGGCGUCCCGUCUCUACUCCCCGCCCCACCCAGCUCACCUUGGGCAGGUGGAGGGAGUAGGUGAGGUACAUGGCUAUGUAGGUCUGGGACAGGUUCACAAUGAGCCUCGUGGACAUGUACAGCGCGCCCACCUGUGGGCAGACGACCAGAGGGACGGGCAGGGGUCUGGCGGCCCUUCUCCACUCCUACCAGCAGGGGGCGCCAGGGCCUGGGCGCGGCCCCUGCAGCAGGUGUCUGAUCCAUCGGUAGUUCACUGCCCAGGUGGUCAGGCCAGAAGAGAGCGGCGAUUGACUAGCAAUGUCUGCCCAGGUGUGGGGUUGAGCAGGGGCUACGCUUGCCAUCUGCCACCUCUGACUGCUCUCUGGACGCUGUGACCCUGCAGGGUAAAGGGCUGGGCUGGGGAGAGGGGUGUCCCCGACGUACCUGAUAAAAAGCCGGCUCCCGAAGCCAGUGUUUCCAGAGCAGCAGGGGCCGGGCGGCGGGGGCCACCAGAGGGCUGCUCUCAUCCGGCUCCUCCAGCCGCAGCCGCUGCCUCUCCCGGGUGCCCAGGUGGAACAGCAGCGAGAAGACAGCUCCAAUGCCCACCACCAACAGGGACAGGUUCUGGGGACCCCGAGGAGCGUGUCAGCGGCGGCUCUCCCAGCCCCAGCCUCAGGGGCAAGGACUCUGGAGUGACCCACCCGGGCCCCGGCUCACCCGGAACACCGGCACGUCCUGCAUCCCCAGCUGGUCGCUGACGCUGAGGUCCUGGGCAGGCCCCACGUGCGAGGAGCCCUGCAGGUGGAGCAGGAGCCAGGCGGCGCCGUAGACCGUGAUGUUGGCCACCACGGUGAAGGCGUACCUGGCGGGGGGGCACGGCCUCAGCAGGGCAGCCGUGGACCACGGGCUGCUUCCUCCCGGGGGCCGCACCUUCGGGGCAAUUUGCGGCAUCUGGGGGAUCCCUGGCUGAGAGGUGAUUUCAGCCACCAACACAUUGGGUGACCUCAGGGAAGCGCCUGCUGGCCUCAGUUUCCCCAGCCUACACAUGAUCCGAGGACGUGCAGCUCUGGCCUGCAACCCCACCCUACAUGACCUCCCAUCUGCCAGGGCCAGGUCCAGGCUGCAACCCCAAAACUGAGUGCCCAGAUGCCCAGAAACCAGGAUUCUAGAAUUCUUGGCUCUCGGAUCCUGGCCUAGCGUCCAGGCCUGCAGCCCUGCUUGGCCAGGGGCAGAGGGCGGAGCCUCCGGAUUUCACCAGGACUCAGUUUCCCUUUCUGAAAGCAGGAGCGAUGCCAUCUCCAGAGGCCAGAUGAGCCUGACAGGAGGUCACUGGCAAGGUGCUGCCAUGUAGGAAGUGCCCCAGAGUCUGGCCCUGGUCAGCAGGGCCCUCGGGGACCCUGGGCGUUGGGCAGUCCCUGCCGUCGGUGCCACAGUGGGGAACUGAAAGGCAGGGCUGGGGAGGCGGCCAGGGUGGACAGGCUGGCCUGGAGAUGGAAUAGACCCGAUGAAGAUGCUACCCAAACCGCAGCCUGGGGCACACCUCUGGAAUACGGAGGGGACAGCCGUUCCCACCACCCUGGCACAUAGCAAGGAUUAAAGAAGUGGAUUCAUGUCAAGGGACUAGAACGAUGCCUGGCACACAGCAAGUGCUCAAUAAAUGCUC